UUGAGGACUUCCGGAUUCUGUCCUCGGCUGGAGAACGAUGAUUUUCCCGGAGUUUUCAAAUGGAAAAAACGAAUGAUACAAAUUGGCCAAGACCCUGUGGAAAUCCUGAAGAGUAGGAUGGACUCUCUGGGUAUGAGGGGCCCAUCCCUAAACCAGGACUUCCUACACAGUGUGCUGAAUGCUGUUCCUCGUGGACUGACAGUGGGCCCCUCUCUAGCAAAUGAUGGCCAGUUGGGGCUCUGGUGUGUAGGACAUGCUCUGCAGAAAGGGAUGCUUCUGGGUGUGGAAAACCAAAGCAACACUUUUGACCAAAGUGAAGACUUUACAGAGAGCUUGAUGGAAGAAGCAUAUCAUACGAUAAUCAAGGGGCAUCUUUGGGACAGGUGCUAUUGGAUUAGAUUUGCCUGUAAUGCAAGGAGAAAGGAUGAACAGAAUGUUACUGUUCAUGAGGUGGAUGGAAGUCUCUGUCUAAGGGCCUGCAAAGACAUCAACCCAGGGACAGAACUUCUGCUUUGGAGUUUCCUAGCUGAUUCUCCGGAACACGAUGGAAGCCACGGAGGGUCACUAAUAACACCAGGCAAACCUCGCAAACAAGUUACACCUCGCAAGUCCAGGGAGGAUAGAUCCCCAGGUGUAAACUCCAUGGAGCAAGAGCUCAAGCUUACAGAGCCUGAGGAGCACACUGAAGAUUCAGACAUGUCAACUUCUCCACUGGGGUUGAUGGUGGCGGAGGAGAAAAGCCAGGCUGGAAUCAAAAGGACCAAACCUCUUAUCUACAAAAUGAAAAAGAGAUGUGUGAGAGACUCUCAUUCCAGGGGUGAUAAAACAAUGGAACAGAAUGGAGACGUUGACUCAGGCAAAAUAAUAAAAACAGAACGUUUCAUUCCAGAAAUAACCAAUGUGCCAUGCUCUAUUGAGGACAAACUUGUGAGUCCUGCAGACGAGCCUCCAAAGAGCAGUGAAGAACCAGGUAAUGUGGUAAGAAAUCUCCAGGAGGAACAGGGGCCACAGGUGGUCAGGGCCAGUUGCAGACUGGCUGCUAAACCCAGGAAGGUGCAUUCAUUGGUGAGCUGCAUCCACAAGCGUCUUCAAGGGUGCAAAAAUAGGUAUCUGGAUCGUCAAGUGACAUUGGAGGUUACGUCCAGAGUUGGUGAUGAAAAUGGACAAGCUUGCCAAGAAACAGACAUAAAAGAUAGAGAAAAUAUAAGCGCAGAUGAAAUCCCAAAGGAUAGUGACAAAGGGGGGAAGAAGGAGGAGCUUUUGACAGCUCCAGACCUCUUUAACAUCAGGGAAAGGAGGUAUACAUGUGACGAGUGUGACAAGAGUUUCUUUCAGCUCUGUCACCUGAAGAAGCACAAAUUCACUCACUCGGACCUAAAGCCUUACUUAUGCACAGAGUGUGGUAAGAAUUACAGCUCUCAAGAGAACUUCAGGGCCCACCUUCUGAUGCAUAAGGGAGAGAGGCCAUUCAAGUGCCAGCAGUGUGACAAGAGCUAUGGCCUGAAACGGGAUCUGAAGGAGCAUGAAGUUCUUCAUACAGGAGAGAGGCCUUUUGUCUGCGAUAUCUGUGGGAAGGCUUUUGCCCGCCGGCCUUCAUUACGUAUUCAUAGGGAGGCCCACCGCGCCAAGGAAGAAAAUUACCAUGCUCCUAAGCUCAAGUGCCCUGUCUGCGAUAAAGAACUGGCCAAUUCGGGCUCCCUUAGGAAUCACAUGCGCUUGCACACAGGAGAACGGCCUUAUGCCUGUCCCCACUGCAGUAAGACAUUCCGACAGCGGGGGAACCUUUUGGGGCAUCUACGCAUCCACACAGGGGAAAAGCCUUACAAGUGUAACCAUUGUAAUCAGUACUUCUCACAGGUGCCUGAACUCCGCAGACACCUCAUAUCACACACAGGGGAAGUCUACCUCUGCCCUAUAUGUGGCAAAGCCUUGCGGGACCCCCACACCUUGCGGGCCCACGAACGUUUACACACAGGGGAGAGACCUCACAAGUGUGAGGUGUGUGGGAAGGCCUACACCAUGGCCACCAAGCUACGCCGGCACAUGAAGUCCCACCUAGAGGAGAAGCCCUACAAAUGUCAGGCAUGUGGUGCUGGCUACACGCUAAUGCAGAGCUUGGUUCGCCACCAGCUCUCCCAUAAAAAGAGAGAAGAUCGGACAUCUGGGGAGCUAGCUGACGCUCUGGCAGCUCUGGAGUCUAGCCACUCUGCCCCUGCUAGAGGCAGACCUAGAAAGACCCCUCGCAAGACAGAGGUCAAGCCAUGGGUUGAUGUCACUGAAGAGAACAUGGAGAGUCAGACAGUAGUGUAUGUUCAGGCCAUCGAAGACUUAGCCAUGCCUAACUCAGGGGAGGUUGUUGUCAGCACCUAUGACUCGUAUCAUGAUAAUGCCAUAUCUUCUGUGGUAAUAGAGGAAGGGUUGGAACAGGAUUUGGGCCAGAUUCAGCUAAAUGAGAAUGUCAUUGAGAUAAUUGUCUCAGAUUCUAAUGAUAAGUGCAUUGUGGUAAGGGAGCACAAAACACACAGCAACCUGGUGAUUCUACAGGGAGAGGAUGGACUGAGCUCUGUGGCAGAGACAAUAGAGAUAGAAACAGGAGUUUAAAACUGCAAGUCACACCAUUUUGCUUUCUGUUGCUGUUUUUAUUUUUUUAAAUCUUCAAAUAAAACCAAGAAUGUGAAGAAAAAAUGUUGUUUUGCCUGCUAGAUGUACUUUACCUAAAAUAAGACAAUAAGCAGUACUUAUUAGGAAAAUGCAUUUGUCAUGAAUAUAAAAUAUGUUAUCACCAUCAGGAUACUCCAUUUAGAUUACUGGAGAAGGGAGCCAUAAUUGUCAAGAGUUAAAGAUAUCAGCAAAUAUUGACUCAUCUGUGGUGGAUCUUGUCUAGCCACUAUCUACAGCAAAUGUUCUUUUCAAGGACUGUACUAAAACUACAUGCCCCUGUAUUUGAGGAAAUAUCUUAAUGGUUACAAAGAGAAAUCCUCAUGAAUAGUUUUCUUUUUUAUCUGACUAAAAUAUAUUUGAUGUCUAGAGAAUGUUUAUGAAGGCUUAUUAAAUAGCUUUACUGUAUUUUAA
Oncorhynchus masou masou (cherry salmon) is the source of this 3072-nucleotide messenger RNA. RefSeq names its product zinc finger protein 408 (gene znf408). Gene Ontology annotation, molecular function: protein binding. NCBI's taxonomy places the organism in Eukaryota, Metazoa, Chordata, Actinopteri, Salmoniformes, Salmonidae. The coding region runs from base 73 to 2601 and encodes 842 amino acids. The transcript has 5 exons. The record is from RefSeq and is a predicted model, not a curated record.